UGUGUGUGUGUGUGUGUGUGUGUGUGUGUGUGUGUGUGUGAGAUCAGUACAUCCCCAGGUCAGAAUGUUCAUGAUUUAGUGGGGAAGUGAACAUUAUCAGUGUAUAUUUACGAGAGACUGGAUCAAAACAACAUGAGGAAGACAAGUGCUGUAAUUACGGUGUAUACAGUAUCACCGCACUUUCAUUGCUCAUAAUUACAUGUAUAGUUGAGGGCCCAGAAAAUGGAUAACUCUUAAUUAACAUUUAUUUGCUUUUUAAACACUUUAUUAACAGUAUUAACAUUGUUGCGAAAGCUUUGAUCUGAUAUUUAGCCUCUGCUCACAGUCCUACUUUAGAUAGCGCUUACUUGCAAAUAUUAUUGUGAAUAUUAAAGCUCUUCUUCAGCGAUCACUCAGCAUCUAUAAAUUAAUAUGAAUUUGUUCAUGAAGCCAUCGAGCUGGAACUUAUGCACCUGGACAAAGCGAUUUUAAGAAGGUGUUCGUUAUGAAAUAACCCCACGAGGGCCUUUAAAAAGUCCGGUUUAACUGGUCACCCGAUGAGCAGAAGCUCGUGUGAUUAAACGGGACAGGAUGAGUCCAUCGAAAGGAUCGAGUCACGGGUGGGCCGUGUGGAACUGACACGAGUUCAUCGCCACGGUGAGGCAGCACGUGACACGCUGCGCCGCGGAGCUGCCGGGACCGGGGAGUCGAGUCGCCUGCCGGUACGGACCUGCGUUCAGUCGCCCUCCGCGUCCAGGGGAAGGCAGGUCACGCGGCGCACGUCUACCUACGGAGCCGGGCGAGAGGGAGAGUGCGUUCGCUCCGGAUGGAGGAGGGCGCUGCCUGAAGACGGGGGAAAAUCAGCGCCCCUCCAACACCCAGCCUGCCCCCCCCCCACGCAACUGUUCGGUCUUGUGCUGCGGGGGACAGACCUUCCAGACAGCAAGAGCUCCCAGCAGAAGUUCUUGAAAAACACACACACAGCCACACAAAUGCGCAGAAACGCAUACAUCCCCCGUCCCCGACGUUCCGGAGCACCUGAAGCAAGGAAGCGACACGCAGCAGUGUGUUCUGCUGGCAGAUACAGCCACAUCGCUGAGCGUGUGGAGGGCGUUCGUGUGCCUCAGAGCAACCCGCUCACCCCCUGGGGCUGCACACGUACAGAGAUGGAUAAAGCUACCAAGCAGAUGUCGGAGCGCUCUCCUUUAAGCUGUGCCAAAUUUAGAAAAGGUCGCUGAGCCGCAUGGCACGUUUUGCUUCCGACCCCCCAUCCCCGCGGACGUUGAGAAAGGCCCCCGGCAGCACCUCUGAGCGGCAGGGGUGUCCUCUGCACGAGUCUCCCAAUAAAGUGUGUGAAAGAACGGCACGGCAUGGCACGGCACAACAGAUGUGCAGCAUGAGCACCAAACAGCUGGUAAAACCAUACAAACAUGACGAAGCGACAGAUCCCCACCAAGCACUCAUGCACAGAUAUGUGAUCGCCCAACCAAUCCUGUUCUACUUGUAUUACACACUUUCGGGGGGCUUGGCGGCGUCUGCCGAUCGUAGAUCGGUGCUGUGUUGGUGUGUAUGUGGGGGAGGGUGAAGGGGGUGGACAGGCCAGUGGGAAAGCAGCACGUCCUGAUGCAAAAUGUCCAAUCUGCAUUUAAAUGUUCAUUUUAUUAUUUAUUUCUCCAAAAAUGUUAAUUGCAGUGAUUUACCCAUGUAUACAGCUGAGGAAUUAAUCUCCCAAAUUCAUGUCAUCUCCCAGGCAAAAUGAUACACGAGCAUGACAAGAACCCAGAAGGAGAGCUUGCAUCGGUAGCAACUUUCAUAUUUACUGGAAUAUGGAACUGGAGAGAAACGGGAGAAAUCAGCUGUCAGCCCUGCCCGGUAUGCCCAACGGUGGCAGGUUCGAGGUCUGCUCAGCGCAGAAGAGCGGCGGGUACGAGACCCCCUCGGCAUAUGACCUUCAGCGGCUGAUGUGGGUGCGCUCGGGGAGCAGCGCUGCCAUGGACGAGGUCAGGCCCAGGAUUUACAUCGGAGACAUGUGGGCAGCCAAGGACAAGAGGAUGCUCCAGUCACACGGGAUCAGUCACGUGCUCAAUGCUGCCGACGGGAAGUUCAAUGUGUGUACGGGGCCCGCUUUCUACAGGGACACCGGCAUCGCUUACCACGGUGUGGAGGCCUUUGACAUGCCCUCCUUCGACAUGACUCCUUUCUUCUACUCUGCAGCCAGGUUCAUUAAGGAAGCCCUGAGCACGCCUACAAGCAAAGUCCUGGUCCACUGCGCCAUGGGCCUGAGUCGCUCCUCCACCCUGGUGCUGGCGUACCUCAUGAUCCACGAGCACAUGACCCUGCCGGAGGCCAUCGCAGCUGUCGCCAAACACAGGAACAUCUGUCCCAACUCGGGCUUCCUGGAGCAGCUCCGCAAGCUUGACCAACAGCUUCACGGCCACAGGAAAUGAAUAUGGCAGCGAGCGCAACGACGCCGAGUUGCUGGAAUGCUCCUGCCGAGGAGCCGCUUCCAGCUGUUAAAGGGCAACCGAAGAAGGAAGCUGUGAGGCGAAAGGCUCUCGCUCGCGUUCUCGCUGCCUCCACUGGGGUCGUGAACAAAGGGCGGCGGCCUUCCUUCCCACACCCCACGGUACACCGUACUCCUCCUGUGUCAUUCGUUCCCUUUCCCGCUUGUUCGGACUUCCCUGUUGGGUUCCGGUGAGCACAGCGCCCAUCGCGACACUGACGGUCCACGUGCUCCACGCUGCGUCCGCACCUCCUAAGAGGCGGCAGGUUCCCUUGGUUCCGCCUGUUUGGUGACCGUUUGCCUCCUACAAGCGAAACAUCCCUGUCACAGCUGACAAAAUGAUCAUCAUCCCCCAGGGUUUCAUGUCUUGUGUGUUACAGUUUCCCUUUUAAAUGUACGUAAGAAUUCAUUUUUCCUUUAUGUUCACAUUUGAGCCCUUGUUUAACAUUCUCAAGGAGUCUUGUGAGAAACACACCUACGGAAUAAAAAGGAAACACAUCAGAUAAUAUCCCUGCUGAGAAAUAACAUUUUUCUUCAAGAUUGUACGCCGAACACGAUAAGAUGCAUGUAAGGAUGUUGACACAUUUGUUUUCUUUCAAUAAACGUCUUUGACAAUAGCACAGGCCUACUUUAUUGUGUGGAUUUAGCUUUAACGGGAUUCCGUUUCCCUCUCCCAUUCGACCCUGUCGUCAGAGCUUGGUGAGAAGAAGUACGAUGCUAGAGAAAAAGGGGCCCUAAAUUUUCCACAAUAUUAUCAUUUUCUAAAAGAUAAAACCUGAGACACGGCGAAAGGGACAUCAGCGUUGAGCACGAUCCAAAUGGCUUCUCGAGGACCUUGUUUUCUCAAAACUGCAUCUCCACCCCUCGCAACUCAUGUUCAGAUGAAAGGUCUUCCUAGACCUCUUUUUUGGUCAAGUUUCCUGCAUCUCGCCUCCUUCCUGCACUUUCCACCUUUGGGGACUUUGUGAAAAAAUUGUUGCUUUCAAGACUUGUGUCUCUCAAAGCCCCGAAACACGUCCACCGAACGCUAUCUGUU
Messenger RNA from Scleropages formosus (Asian bonytongue), 3518 nucleotides. RefSeq names its product dual specificity protein phosphatase 13-like. NCBI's taxonomy places the organism in Eukaryota, Metazoa, Chordata, Actinopteri, Osteoglossiformes, Osteoglossidae. The record is from RefSeq and is a predicted model, not a curated record. The transcript is spliced from 4 exons. Gene Ontology annotation, biological process: negative regulation of MAPK cascade; protein dephosphorylation. Gene Ontology annotation, molecular function: MAP kinase phosphatase activity; protein tyrosine/serine/threonine phosphatase activity. Bases 1806 to 2426 code for a protein of 206 amino acids. Gene Ontology annotation, cellular component: cytoplasm.